UUUUUCUCAACAAAACAGCAGAGUCUGAUCCAAACACUGUGUGUCGACAUGUCUGCUGCCAGCUGUCUGCUGACUGAGGAUCAGUUUCUGUGCUCCAUCUGUCUGGAUGUGUUCACUGAUCCAGUCACCACACCAUGUGGACACAACUUCUGUAACAAAUGCAUCACUGAACACUGGGAUGUUAAUGUCCCAAACCAGUGUCCAAACUGUAAAGAGGUUUUCUAUAUUAGACCUGAGCUGAGGGUCAAUACUUUCAUCUCUGAGAUGGCUGCUCAGUUCAGACAGUCAGUUCAACAGGAAACCAGCAGCAGCAGCUCAGAGCAACAAGCUGCCAAACCAGGAGAAGUUCCCUGUGACGUCUGCACUGGAACCAAACUGAAGGCCCUGAAGUCCUGCCUGGUUUGUCUGGCCUCCUUCUGUGAGACUCACCUGGAGCCUCAUCUGACCAUGUCAGGCCUGAAAAGACAUCAGCUGAUCGACCCUGUGGAGAACCUGGAAGGCAGAGUGUGUAUGAAUCACGAUAAACUGCUGGAGCUGUUCUGUAAGACCGACCAGAUGUGUGUCUGCAUGCUCUGCACCUAUUCAGACCACAAGGCUCAUGAUGUUGUUCCUCUGAAAGAAGAAUAUGAAGGAAAGAAGGCUGAGCUGAAGGAGACAGAGGCUGAAAUUCAGCAGAUGAUCCAGAAGAGACGACUGAAGCUUCAGGAGAUCAAACGCUCAGUGGAGCUCAGUAAAGAACGAGCAGACAGAGAGACAGCAGAAGGUGUUCAGGUCUUCACUGCUCUGAAGGAGUCUGUUGAGAGAGGCCAGGCUGAAUUCAUCAGGACGAUCAAAGAGAAGCAGAGAAGAACAGAGAAACAGGCUGAAGACUUCAUCAAAGAGCUGGAGCAGGAAAUCUCUGAGCUGAAGAAGAGAAGCAGUGAGGUGGAGCAGCUCUCACUCUCUGAAGAUCACCUCCACCUGAUCCAAAGCUUCUCAUCCCUGAACACUGCUCCACCCACCAAGGACUGGAGGGAGGUCAGUGUUCGUUCUCCAUCACAUGAGGGGACUGUGGUGAGAGCUGUGAUUCAGCUGGAGGAGACACUUAUUAAACAGAUGAAGAAGUUUUUUGAGGCUCAGCUGAAGAGGGUCCAGCAGUAUGCAGUGGAUGUGACACUGGAUCCUGAUAUAGUCCAUCCCAAACCCACCCAGUCUAAUGAUAAGCAGCAGGUAAAUGAGCGUCAUGUCUGUAGAUGUGUCUUAUCAAAGCAGGGUUUCACUUCAGGAAGAUUUUACUUUGAGGUUCAGGUUAGCAGGUGGUCUACAUGGACUUUAGGAGUGACCACAGAGUCUAACGUGAAGAGAGAAAUCACACUGAGCACCAACAAUGGUUUCUGGACUUUAUGUUUGAAGCGGCAAGGAGGCUACCAUGUGUCUACUGACCCAUCAGUUCGUCUCCCUCUGAAGUCUCGGCCUGAGAAGGUGGGGGUGUUUGUGGAUUAUGAAGAGGGUCUCGUCUGCUUUUAUGACGUUGAUACUGCAGCUCUCAUCUACUCUUUUACUAGCUGCUCCUUCACUGACAAACUCCACCCAUUCUUCAGUCCCUGUUAUAAUAAUGGUCAUAAAAUCCACUACAGUGUGUUCAGUGACAUCAACUAUAAAAUCAAACACUUUUUAUAUAAUCGCCCUUAAAUUCAGGGUGUGUGUUGUCUCAAGAUUUUGUGCUGCCUGCCUUUCCUGUGCUGAAGGUUUCUCUCCUGUAUCUUGGUGCACUCUGCAUGGACAUCGUCACCUUUCUGCACUACUUCCUGGCUGAAGAAGUAUCAGGAUUAUUCCACUGAACCGACAGUAAACAUAUCAAAUGUUAAGUAUAGAGAUAAAGUAUCUAUAAAAGAAAUAAGAUGGAGGUGAAGGUUUUGGAUCUUUCAACAACCCCAAAGCUCACAUCCAGCAGCACCAAAGAAUGGUUGAAAAGGUAAAAAUGGAUUGUUGUAAACUGGCCAGCAAUGAGUCCUGACCAAAAUACCAUUGAAAACCUUUUUAGAGAGCUGAAAUCUGCCAUUGUAAAUAGGUCUCCUGCAAAUUUAAAAGAGCUUGAAAAGAGUGGCAGAAACUCCCUGCAGACAGGUAUAAGAGGCUUCUAGAUGGCUACGAGAAAUGUUAAGAGUCUGUCAUUGUUGCCAGAGUUUCUGCAACCAAAUAUUAAUUAAGGGAGACAAUAAUUGUGUCCGGGGUACAUUUUUUGUUCGAAUUAUUUCACUAUUAGGCAAUUUUGGUUCUUUUUUUUCCCUGUUGUUCAGUAGCCUUGGGCAUUUAAAAAAUAUUUUGAUUGUGUAAACAGGUUAAUUAGCAUUUAGUUCAUUUCAUCAUGAAUCCAACAGUGAUUUUCCAAAUGCUUUUUUUCUAAUGUUGUGGUAAUUAUUUUGGAAUAAAUAAAUCCAAGUGGAAGAAUCUUUGAUGGUUUUACAUCAGUUGAUUUUUCUCACGCUGCUCUGUGGUCAUAAUGCUCUGAAGUUAGAUUUUUAAAACAUACAUGUUCAUGCAUCAUUACAUCAUUUAACUUACUUAGAAGGUUCUACUGAUGUAGUUAUAUCACUCUUGGCACAGGUAAUGUCUUCCAGUUGUUCUGUUCUUCUAUUUGUUUUCACUGAGUCCUCUACAAUGUAACUGCAGCCUCGUCAUGUCAAAUUAUAUGCGGUGUAAGGUGAUUUAAUGUAAUGUAAAGCUUGAUUUUUGUUUAGUUCUGCCUCAGCAGUUGAUAUGAAAACUAAACCAGUGUUGGUAGAGAAUAAGGACGCCCUCCAGUGGAGUUUAUCAUAAACUGCAGCUACAGGUCACAAGGACAUGCUGAGUAAAAGGAAAAAAGUUGCAGAGUCAUAACUGCAUAUCAGACAGUUGAUAAACUGAGUUUUAAUGCAGUGAUUUUGAUGUUUGCUGCUUUUUUCUGUUUCAACUUUGUAAAUGUAACAAAUAUAGUGAAUGUAAAAGUCACCAAUAAAUAAAACAUGAUUC
Messenger RNA from Seriola dumerili (greater amberjack), 2991 nucleotides. Its product is annotated as E3 ubiquitin-protein ligase TRIM11-like. Lineage: Eukaryota; Metazoa; Chordata; Actinopteri; Carangiformes; Carangidae. Gene Ontology annotation, molecular function: zinc ion binding; protein binding. The record is from RefSeq and is a predicted model, not a curated record. The transcript is spliced from 2 exons. Bases 49 to 1671 code for a protein of 540 amino acids.